AUUUCAGAGCAAUGUUCAAUUCCUUCAAAGAGUUCCGAAUCAACGAAACUGUGAAAAACAUUUCUCGUUUUGUUGAUGAUGAGAGUUACUUCACUGACACGGAAGAACGAUUUAAUAUUCCAUGGAGAAUAGAAAUUAAGAAGAAGGAUGGCAAUUUUGAAUUAUUUCUGAAAUGCCAAAAAGAAGAAUGUGAAAACAGAAAAUGGUCAAUUGAAACUGAAUAUACAUUAAAAUUGGUAUCACAAAAUGGGAAGUGCUUGAUGAAAAAUAACAAAUACACAUUUGAAAAUCAAUUAGGACGUGGAUGGGAGUUUGUCAGUUGGAAAGAAUUGGAGAGUGAAUAUGUGGUUGAUGAUAGUAUUGUAGUUGAAGCUCAUGUCAAAAUAGUUAAAAUGACGGACUCUCCGUACGCUGAAGACACAAAUCAGAAAACAUUUCUAUUGAAUCACACUGUUAAAAAUGUUUUGAGUAUUAAAGAAGGAGGCAAAUAUUCCACCAAAACAGAGAAACGAUUCAAUAUUCCAUGGAGAUUAGAGAUUAAAAGACAGAAUGGAUUUUUUGGAUUAUAUCUCCAGUGUGAUAAAAAACUGUGCAAAAGGAGAAGCUGGACAAUUGAAGUAAAGGAUGAUCUAAGAUUGUUGUCUCAAAAUGGACAGAGCUUGAAUCUCACUAGCACAUCAAUUUUCGAAGAGCCUUCUGGUUACGGCUAUGGUAAACUCAUAAGAUGGGAUGAUAUGCUAGAGAAGUAUAUGGUGAACGACAGUAUCAUUAUUGAAGCUCGUGUUAAGAUAACCAAAACGAUUGGAUGUGAAGAUGAAACAAGUAUUGAUGAUUUGGAUGAUGAAUUCUCUGACUGUGUGAUCAAUGUUGGAGGGAAAAACUAUUCUGUAAAAAGACAAUAGACUGCAUUUUUCAUUCUAAUUCAUUUUUAUCACUGUGAUAUGAAACUUCUCUAUUUUCAACCUAAAAUGAACGUUAGUUUUGCACUCUCUACAUAAAUCAAUUAAACCUUA
Caenorhabditis elegans is the source of this 1013-nucleotide messenger RNA. It is a transcript of the gene math-15, whose product is annotated as MATH domain-containing protein. Bases 12 to 902 code for a protein of 296 amino acids. The transcript has 4 exons. The record is from RefSeq and is marked reviewed. Lineage: Eukaryota; Metazoa; Nematoda; Chromadorea; Rhabditida; Rhabditidae.